UUGUUUCCCGUAACUUAUCAAAAUAAGAAAAGUGAAGGAUAACCAAGAAGAAGAGUCAAGGAGGUCUUGUGCGGGUUUUUUCCCCCAAGGAGCUUGCUUGAUAGCUGAAAUUGUUUAACAGAUGAGUAUUGGCAAUACACAGUGCUAGCUAUCUCAUUUCAAAGAAAUUGCACCUCGUGAUACAGAGACGCGACCGCAUAUGCACGUUACUGAUAUUGCUGUCUUGUUUGGAGUUUCUUGCGUUGACUGGAACACAGCAGCCAUCUGGCUGAUACACUGACCACCGCGAAUAUAGCUUUGAUCUUGAUAAAUUCGCUUUACCAUGGAUUACAUGAUUUCUGUUCAGAACAAGAGACGACUCGAAGACCUUGAGAACCUGGCACAUUUUCAUCAAAACAAACGAUUGUGCAACGGUUUGGGAAGCUGUAGUAAGGUUGAAUGUGGCGCGGUGGGGGAGAGCCCUAUGGAUACAUGGGAGAUGCAACAGCAGGGCCUCCAAAAUAGCAACGCAGUCGCAAGCCACCACGAGACAAAUCUGGUGUACACACCACAAGUUGUGACAUCACCACAGUUAUGUCCACGAUGCAUGGCAGGAGAAUCGGGCCACAUUAAGCAUAUAAUGGGAUACUGAGCAUUUCAACCUGCGGUUUCUGAAGAAACAAACCAGGCAUAAUGAAGGACAGAGAGUAACAUUGACUGCACUUCACCUGUAGUGCAUGUCUUUGCGUGCCUUGCAUAUUUUUGAAAAGUACUGUAUUGCUCCAGAUUUUUUUCCUCAAGGUUUACAUAAGAACACUUGUAUUUUAAAAGGGCUACUAAUGUAAAAAUGAUUACUAUAAAAAAACACUCUGCCUUUUAAGGGAAAGAUGACCGUAUAAAUGUCA
This is a messenger RNA of Megalops cyprinoides (Indo-Pacific tarpon), 884 nucleotides long. RefSeq lists its product as uncharacterized. The coding region runs from base 323 to 631 and encodes 102 amino acids. The transcript is spliced from 4 exons. The record is from RefSeq and is a predicted model, not a curated record. Lineage: Eukaryota; Metazoa; Chordata; Actinopteri; Elopiformes; Megalopidae.